UUUCUCACCCACACCUAUCAUAUUGCUUCUGGAGAUAUGGAUUUAACCACUGGAGACUUAUGGGUUACCAUGUGAUUUUUGGAGCUUCAGAGGUCUGGUCACCAAUCAGUUGCAUUGCAAGCACCAACAGAGCUGAGACAUUCUUCUAAAAAUCUUUGUGUUCUGCAGAAGAAAGAAAGUCAUACACAUCUGGGAUGGCAGAAGGACACAUCUGCUCUCUGAUAUCCAUGAAAAUGGAGGACAUGGAAGGCAAGAUGCUCUCCGAGAAGGAUCAGAAUCCAGAGCCUUUCCUAACCUCCCUGGAUAUCUUCCUUUUCUCUCUCAUUGCUGGACUGUUUAUCUACUGGUUCUUCUUCCGAAGAAGACCAGAGCCCGUCCCAGAGAUUAAGACUGUGACCACUUCAGCAUCACAGCCCAUUUGUGAGACCAGCUUUAUAGAAAAACUGAAGAAAACUAACCGAAACAUUGUGGUGUUUUACGGAUCCCAAACAGGGACGGCUGAGGAGUUUAGUAACAGAUUGGCAAAAGAUGCCCAUCGUUAUGGCAUGAAAGGAAUGGCAGCUGACCCAGAGGAGUAUGACAUGUCCGAGCUGUCUAGAUUGAAAGAGAUUCCAAAUUCCUUGGCUGUAUUCUGUAUGGCAACCUAUGGAGAGGGAGACCCUACGGACAAUGCCCAGGAGUUCUAUGACUGGAUGCAGGGCACUGAUGACAAUCUAGAGGGCGUAAAUUUUGCUGUGUUUGGUUUAGGAAAUAAAACCUAUGAGCACUUUAAUGCCAUGGGCAAGUACAUAGACAAAAGGCUUGCUGAACUUGGUGGGAAAAGGGUUUUUGACCUGGGACUUGGGGACGAUGACAGCAACUUGGAGGAGGAUUUUAUCUCUUGGAAGGAACAGUUCUGGCCUGCAGUUUGUGAGUUCUUUGGUGUGGAGGCCACAGGAGAAGACAGCAGUAUUCGGCAGUUUGAACUGGUGGUCCAUAAUGACAUCAAUAUGAAUCAAGUGUACACAGGAGAGAUGGGGCGGCUCAAAAGCUUCCAGACUCAGAAACCGCCUUUUGAUUCAAAGAAUCCUUUCCUCGCACCUGUGACUGUUAAUCGUAAACUGAACAAAGGAGGAAGCCGCCAUCUAAUGCACUUAGAAUUGGAUAUUUCUAACUCUAAAAUCAGAUAUGAUGCUGGAGAUCAUGUUGCAGUUUACCCCACAAAUGAUGCGGCAGUGGUCAACAGAAUAGGAGAAAGACUUGGAGUAGAUCUUGAUACUGUCAUCUCUCUCAAAAACCUGGAUGAGGAGUCCAAUAAAAAGCACCCAUUCCCGUGUCCAACCACGUACCGCAUGGCACUGACCCAUUACCUCGAUAUCAACAACCCGCCUCGCACAAAUGUACUGUAUGAGCUGGCGCAGUACGCCACUGAUCCCAAAGAACAGGAAAUCAUGCGCAAGGUGGCCUCUGCCUCACCAGAAGCAAAGGCUUUAUACCAGAACUGGGUUGUGGAUUCCGAGAGGAACAUCCUGGCUAUUCUAGAAGAUCUACCAUCCUUGUACCCUCGUAUAGACCACAUGUGUGAACUUCUGCCUCGACUUCAGGCUCGAUACUAUUCCAUUGCCUCCUCCGCCAAGGUCCAUCCAACCUCUGUACACAUCUGUGCUGUGGUGGUCGAGUACACUACCAAAACAGAAAGAGUCUUCAAAGGUGUGGCUACCAACUGGCUCAAGAACAAAGUUAUUACUGACAAUGGCCAUAAGCCCACCGUUCCCAUGUAUGUUAGAAGAUCCCAAUUCCGUCUUCCCUUCAAAGCCAGUAAUCCUGUGGUCAUGAUCGGACCCGGAACUGGCAUUGCUCCCUUCAUGGGCUUCAUUCAGGAGAGAGCAUUGCAGAAAGAACAAGGAAAAGAAGUUGGUGAGACAAUACUUUACUUUGGUUGUCGCCACAAAAAUGAGGACUUCCUGUACCAGCUGGAACUAGAGGAUUUUGAGAGGGCAGGUGUGCUGACACAGCUUAAUGUUGCCUUUUCAAGAGAUCAGGAGCAGAAGGUAUAUGUGCAACAUCUUCUGAAGAAGAACAAGGAGCACUUGUGGAAAAUUAUACACUCAAAUAAUGCCCACAUUUAUGUUUGCGGUGAUGCACGUAACAUGGCUCGGGAUGUCCAGACUGCCUUCCAUGAGAUUGCCCAGGAGGUAGGCGGCCUGACACACACUCAGGCUGUGGACUAUUUCAAGAAGCUGAUGACCAAGGGACGAUACUCACAAGAUGUUUGGAGUUAAACCAACUAACACACCAAUACAUGCCACUAUACCUCAAAUGAUUUGUUUCCUUACAUAGUAUAGCUAGAGAUAAAUGUAGCGCUGAAAAUAUCUGUGUUUGCAUGCACCUAAUAUGACUGAUUUGUUUCUGUCAGGUUGUGAUGAAUUAAGUUACUGCACAGGGCCAAAUUCUUCAGUGGUCAGAACAUCACACAAAAUGGCAUUAGUUUUAAACAUUCUUUUUUGACAUUUUGUAAUAUUUAUUUUCAUACUCUGAUUCACUUUGCUGAAAAUUAAAUUAGAUGCGUUUAAUUAUAUACAAACUACAGUAAAUUAUUUUGCUGAAUUUGAACCCUAAGCAGUAUUAGAUAUCCACUUUUGAGGAAAUGUAGGUCAAGUAUGCAAAUGGUUUCUCUGUUUCUUUUUCGAGUGAGGACUUUUAAAGAAUAUUUGUGUGUAUAUAUUCUGUCAUGUUCUUUGUAUUGUUUUAUCCCUGUAUUAAAAGACUGCAAAUAUCACUUGUAAUGUAUUACAUAAAUUAUUGAGAAUUUUCUCUUAACUUUGGAUUAGGUUUUUUCCAACAUUGUAAAUAAA
Messenger RNA from Xyrauchen texanus (razorback sucker), 2834 nucleotides. RefSeq names its product NADPH--cytochrome P450 reductase-like. Gene Ontology annotation, biological process: response to hormone. The transcript is spliced from 16 exons. The record is from RefSeq and is a predicted model, not a curated record. NCBI's taxonomy places the organism in Eukaryota, Metazoa, Chordata, Actinopteri, Cypriniformes, Catostomidae. Gene Ontology annotation, cellular component: cytosol. Gene Ontology annotation, molecular function: flavin adenine dinucleotide binding; NADPH-hemoprotein reductase activity; FMN binding. The coding region runs from base 195 to 2261 and encodes 688 amino acids.